This is a messenger RNA of Silurus meridionalis, 10136 nucleotides long. RefSeq names its product ELKS/RAB6-interacting/CAST family member 1b (gene erc1b). Gene Ontology annotation, molecular function: structural constituent of presynaptic active zone. NCBI's taxonomy places the organism in Eukaryota, Metazoa, Chordata, Actinopteri, Siluriformes, Siluridae. Gene Ontology annotation, cellular component: cytoskeleton of presynaptic active zone. Gene Ontology annotation, biological process: maintenance of presynaptic active zone structure; neuromuscular synaptic transmission; regulation of synaptic plasticity. The record is from RefSeq and is a predicted model, not a curated record.
GAGAGAGAGAGAGAAAAGAAAGUAAAAAAACCCCAAAUAAAAUAAAGAAUCUCAUAAAAACAGGGAAAAAGUGAGGGAAAAGGGGAAUGCGAACGGGAGCGCGCACGGCGCCAUCGAGGCCGGCGGCGGGGACGCGCAUCCCUCAUGCUGACGUCACUGGAGCGCCCAUGCUGGCGGAGGAUCUGCUCGUAGUGGCGCUCCGGAGAGACAGAGGGAGGUAGUGGAGAGGUUCAUGUCGAAUAACUAGUUGGAAAGAGGAUUUUUCUCGCCUUUAGCGGAUUUGUGAGUCCUAACGGUCCGUCUGGGAGACAAGAAUCAGGGCUGAAGUUGUCCUCAAACCGGUUAAACUGGAUCCCUGAGACGGUCACGGCGUUCUCUAAUCCUGGGUGAAGCAACAGCUAAUGCACUAAAGCCAAUGAGAACCCUGUGGAGUGCAGAUCCAAGUCAUCGAAUUUAAUCAGGCAGAAACUCCAAACAUGAGACGUUGGUUUAUGUUGUGUAGUUAAGCCCCGAGGAUCACCUGAACCAUCCUUUUUUUUGAGAUCUUCAAACAGGUUUUUCAGCCCCCCAUACCCCGAGAUCGACCGAGAUGUACGGUAGCGCCCGGUCAGUGGGUAAACCAGAGGACAAUCAGAGCCCUGGUCGUUCUCCACGCCUGCCUCGCUCCCCUCGCCUGGGCCACCGGCGCAAUAACAGCACAGGUGGUGCAGGGGGUAAAACGCUUUCCAUGGAGAACAUCCAGUCUCUGAAUGCCGCCUACGCCACCUCGGGCCCCACUUACCUGAGCGACAACGACGCCACCGUCCCCGUUUCGGUCUCGGAUUUGCCGAAGAGCACCAUGACCCUGGGACGCCCGGGCGCCCGGCUUCCCUACGGCACGCGUGCCACCGUGGCGGGCAGCAGCCCCAACAUCGCCAGCGACUCCAUUGCCUUCGGGGAUCACCACGUGCCUGCGGCCAUGGCCUCGACUGUGCCGCACUCGCUGCGCCAGGCCCGCGACAACACCAUCAUAGACCUCCAGGCGCAGUUGAAAGAAGUCCUGCGCGAGAACGAACUUCUGCGCAAGGAAGUGGACGUCAAGGAGAGCAAGCUUAGCUCGUCCAUGAACUCCAUCAAGACGUUCUGGAGCCCUGAGCUGAAGAAGGAACGCGCCCUGCGCAAGGACGAGGUCUCCAAGAUGGCCGUGUGGAAGGAGCAGUUCCGUGUGGUGCAGGACGAAACGCAGCACCUCCAGAUGACCAUCCAGGCUCUCCAGGACGAGCUGCGCAUCCAGCGCGACCUCAACCAGCUGUUCCAGCAGGACUGCGGCGGGGCACGGCCGGGCGAACCGUUCUCCGCCGAGCUCACCGAGGAGAACUUCCAUCGGCUGCACAGCGAACACGAAAGGCAAGCCAAAGAGCUGUUUCUCCUGAGGAAGACUCUGGAGGAGAUGGAGCUGCGCAUCGACACCCAGAAACAGACCCUCAACGCCCGGGACGAGUCCAUCAAGAAACUGCUGGAGAUGCUGCAAAGCAAAGGCCUGUCGUCCAAAGCCAGCGAGGAGGAGCACGAGCGCACGCGGCGCCUCGCAGAGGCAGAGAUGCACAUCCACCAUCUGGAGAGCCUGCUGGAGCAGAGGGACAAGGAGACGUGCGCUCUCAGGGAGGAGCUCCACCGACGCUACGAGGGAGCGCCUGAUUCUGCCAAGACCAAAGCCCUACAGACUGUCAUCGAAAUGAAGGACUCUAAAGUCAGUUCUCUAGAGCGCAGUCUGAGGGACCUGGAGGAGGAGGUGCAGAUACUGAAGUCUAACGGAGCUCUAAGCACAGAGGAGAGGGAGGAGGAGAUGAAGCAAAUGGAGGUCUAUCGCAGUCACUCCAAGUUCAUGAAGAACAAGGUUGAGCAGCUGAAGGAGGAGCUGUCUCAGAGCGAGGCCCAGGCCCAGGAGCUGAGAAAGGGAACGGCUGAGCUGCAGCGGGAGCUCUCUGCAAUCGACCAGCUGAAGCAGGACCUUUCCAGGAAGGACACCGAACUUCUGGGCCUGCAGACCAAACUCGAGACGCUCGCCAAUCAGUUCUCAGACAGCAAGCAGCACAUCGACGUGCUUAAAGAGUCGCUCACCGCCAAAGAACAGCGAGCUGCCAUUCUACAGACAGAGGUGGAUGCCCUUCGCCUACGCCUGGAGGAAAAGGAAGCCAUGCUGAAUAAGAACAAGCAGAUCCAGGAGAUGUCAGAAGAGAAAGGCACACUGAACGGAGAAAUUCACGACCUUAAAGACAUGCUGGAUGUCAAAGAGCGCAAAGUCACCGUGCUUCAGAAAAAGAUCGAGAACCUGCAGGAGCAGCUGAAGGAUAAAGAGAAGCAGAUGAGUAGUCUGAAAGAGAGGGUCAAAUCCCUGCAGGCUGAUACCUCCAACACUGAUACAGCUCUCACUACACUCGAGGAGGCGCUGGCUGAGAAGGAGCGAAUUAUCGAGCGUGUGAAAGAGCAGAGAGAUCGAGAUGAGCGGGAGAAGGGAGAAGAGCUGGAAGCCAGCAAGAAAGAACUGAAGGAGCUGAAGGAGAAACUCAGCCUGCUGCAGGGAGACCUGUCUGACCGUGAGACAUCUUUGUUGGAUCUGAAGGAGCACGCCUCAUCCCUGGCCUCCUCGGGUUUGAAGAAGGACUCCAAGCUGAAGAGCCUGGAGAUUGCACUUGAGCAGAAGAAAGAGGAGUGUAUCAAACUGGAGAGUCAUCUCAAAAAGGCUCAGACGGCGGCUGCAGAGGCUCAGGCGAACACGGAGCUGUCAGAGCGCAUCAGCGCACUCGAGCAGGAGGUGCAGCGCCACAGAGAGGAUGCCGGGAAAUCCCAGGCCGAAGUGGACCGUCUGCUGGAGAUCCUCCGAGAGAUGGAGAACGAGAAGAACGACAAAGACCGCAAGAUCAGCGAACUGGAGAGGCAAAUGAAGGACCAGAGUAAGAAGGUGGCCACUCUGAAACACAAGGAGCAGGUGGAGAAGAACCGAAACGCCCAGCUGAUGGAGGAGGCUCGCAAGCGGGAGGAUAACAUCAGUGAAAGCUCUCAGCAGAUCAAGGACUCUCUGAAGCAGAAAGACGAGCGAAUCGAGGAACUGGAGGAGGCCCUGCGCGAGAGCGUUCAGAUCACUGCAGAGAGAGAGAUGGUGCUGGCGCAAGAAGAAGCUGCUCGGACGCAUGCGGAGAAACAGAUGGAGGAGUUGCUCGGAGCGAUGGAGAAAGUGAAGCAGGAGCUGGAGUCCAUGAAGGCCAAGCUUUCGUCCACGCAGCAGUCCCUGGUGGAGAAGGAGGCCCACCUGACCACACUGAGAGCCGAGCGCAGGAAGCACCUGGAGGAGGUUCUGGAGAUGAAACAGGAGGCAUUGCUGGCAGCCAUCAGCGAGAAGGAUGCCAACAUCGCUCUCCUGGAGCUGUCCUCUUCUAAAAAGAAGAAGACUCAGGAUGAAGUGGCUCUGCUGAAGAGGGAGAAGGACCGACUGGUGCAUCAGCUCAAACAGCAGACGCAGAACCGGAUGAAACUGAUGGCCGAUAAUUACGAGGAUGACCAUCUGAAGACUUCUUCGAAUUCAGACCAGAGUAAUCACAAACCCUCUCCAGAUCAGAUUAUUCCCCCUCUCAUAGACCUCAAUCAGAACCGCAGUAAGCUGAAAUUGUACAUUGGCCACCUCACAGCCCUUUGUCAUGAGAGAGACCCCCACAUCUUACAGGACCUGGCUCCGCCCUCAGCUUACCACCGCAGCCAGAGGGACGCCUGGGAGGAGGAGCUUCAGAAGAUGAGCCUGGAGGAGCUGGAAUCGGAGCUGGAGCAGUGCGAGCGAGAGAGCGCCGAGCUCCAGGAGUACGCCAACUCGGUCCUGCAGCAGAUUGCGGACCACUGCCCUGACAUCCUGGAGCAGGUCGUCAACGCACUGGAGGAGUCGUGCUGAACCAGUGUGCUCUUCCUUUUUUUUUUUUUGUUUUUUUUUUUUUUCUUCACCCUCAUUUUUUUAUUUUUUUUUUGGUUUGGGAAAAAUCCAGACAUACAGCACGUCCAGCUUCCUGUCUCACUGCUGCGAGCUCAAGGACAUCUGUGCAUCUCCACCCAGACACUCCAGACAGGAAGGACAGGAGCUGGAGUGUAAAUUGGGAUGAACAGCACAUCAGCGCGGGGGCACGAUUGAACGAGCCUCGCGGGGGUCGUUCCCUACAUCCGUCUUCUCCCGACUCUGUCUCUCUUCACCUAAAUAUCGUCCCCUCCCCCCUUUUUUCUGGUUUACUGUUUAAAACCCCACAAGUUUACGGCCGACUCGGACACGCAUAAACACACGGUGAAGUGCAGUAUUAAAGGAGAAGUCCAUUAAGUCCAUCAGUACGAGUGAAACCAUAACAUCUCACCCUUAACAAGUGCUCAUGUCUGAAGAGGCUCUUAUCCUCCUCCUUCUUCUUCUUGCUCUCGUUCUCUCUUCCUGGGCCCAUAAAUCUGUUCCGCAUGGGACGCAGACUCGCCAUCGACCCUCUCGUUCUGUUCCUCCUAACUCGCGUCGAACGAGUCAAAUGAAUUCGCUCAAAUCAUUCGAACGUAAAAUUCGAUCGAUCCGAUAUACUGUUACUACUUAUGUGUUUUUUUUUCAUUUUAGAGUUUCAUUUACAAAAAUGUCCCAGAAAACACAGAAACCUUUGUUUUGUUUAGGAUUAAUACCGUUACUGUUUGCUCGAGUCAGAAAUGAGAAAUUGUGUUGUAAUUAUAUCAUGUAAGCUGGUUUUAAUACAGAGACCUACGUAUAAAUAUACAUUUUAUAUAUAUAUAUAUAUAUAUAUAGAGGAACUAUAGGCUCAGGGCAGGAGAGUGGAUCAUAUAAAAGUGGCCUAAAUGAGGACUUUUACAUUUGGUUUUCGAAAAUAACUUUCUUUUUUUUUUUUUUUUUUUUUUUUUUUUUUGUUAUCUCUUUCUCUCCCGAGAGAGACCCCCCCCCCUCCUUGCACAAGGUGAAUCCGCUCACCAUUUAUGAUUAUAUGAGUCUCUAUCUCCAGGCCAAGGGUGUCGAUGAAUGCAGGGUCAGCUCGUCAUAAAUAUUGCCUCAUCGAUCGCUCGGAUACGCUUUAAAGUCCAGAGAGGGAUGUGGAUGACACUAGGCGUUAACUCGCACUCUGCUCUUUUCGCUCUUCUCUCUUUUUUUUUUUCCGCCCGGUCCUGUCCAGCGAUUCGAUAAGCCGUGUGGAAUAUUGCCACGCCUGUGAUCUCUGAAGUUUAAUCUUUCUUAUUAACCCACGUACACACACACACACACAGUCAUGCCACCAACCUGGUACACACAGAGACAGAUACGUUCCCUUAUAAGGAAAACUCAUCACUGGGCUGGACUUCUGACUAAACUCAAACACAGACUGGCAUGGCAGAGUGAGUCACGGAGAAUUUCUAGGAGGGAAAAAAUAUUGCAUUUAGUUUUGCACAAACACGUUUUGGGCACGUUUUUGGGAUUUGGGGUAGGUGGGGGCUCAGUGGUUAAGAUGUUGCCCUUUGGAUAUGAAGGGCACAAGUUCAAAUCCCACCAAGCUCUUGCUGAUAAGCCUUUGAGCAAAGCUCUUAUCCCUGAAAUGCUCAUUUGUAAAACGUGGAUAAAAUGCAGUAAAUGGAAAUGGAAAUAUUUCACGUAUGGGGGUGGGGGUGGGGUCCUUUAAUUUCCCUCAGUUCAUUACAUCAUAUAUAAUGUGGACACCUGACCAUAAGACUGGUAUGUGUAUCUUUUUUGAACAUCACCAUUCCACAUUUAGUCUCUAUUUGCUCUUACAAUUAUCUCCAGUUUUCUGAGAAGAUGUUCCACUAGAUUUUUAGAUUUGAUGGAGGUGAUGUGGGGAGGCCUGGUGUGCAGCUCUAUAGCAGGAGAUCUUCCACUCCAUCCCAUGUAAAUCAUAUCUUCAUGUAGCUGGCUUUGGUGGUUUUGUGUGUCCUUCAAUUGAAGGAACGCAUGUGCAGCGUGUAAUAUCUUCUUUUUGGUUUGUGUUUGUUCCUACACACAGCUGCUGUUCCUAAAGUGACACUCAGUUUUUAUUUUACACCCUUAAGAAGGAACACAGCAGUAUCGUUAAAGCAAACGUGUGAAAUCAGACUGGCUCACGUGAGCGAUCCGAGCGACCCCUCACUGUUUGGAAUCCAAAGUCUUUUACCUUUGUUUAAUCGCGAUAGUUUGUGCGUCGUGUUUCUUGUUUUGUUUUUCGUUUUUUUCGACACCUUAAAUCAGGUCAUAAGCGUUUUCCAUUCCACAGAUGUUCCUUCAUCUUUAUCACAGGUACCAAACAACGGCCAAAAGCAACAAAACCCCCGUUUUUAAAUCCGCCCACUUUUCUUCAUUUCAAUGGACCCGCCUACUUUUCUUUCGGUUUAAUGGAUCCGCCAACUUUUCUUCGUUUAAAUGGACCCACCCACUUUUAUUUAAGUGGAUCCGCCCACUUUCCUUUGUUUAAGUGGAUCCGCCCACUUUUGUUCAGUUAAAUAGACACACCCACUUUUUGAUUAUAAAUUGAAUGGAGUUUUUUUAUUUUUUUUAUUAUUUUUUUUUUUUGUAAAUGUAAUUAAAACAAUAAAGGACGAAAAUUUCAAUCAUGGUGCAAACUAUAUUCCUGUAUAUUUAAUAGGCGACGAUCCAAAGGUUAACGAGGCUCCUUCAUGCCAGCGUUUAUUGAUGCGGUAGGUAUCGAUGCCUCGCUUUACUGCGUGUUGGCAGGACCCCCAGGACAUGCCCUCGCGCCCGGGCACGCCACAAACGCUAAUGAUUUUAUUACAUUCUUUUUUUUUUUUUCUUUUUUUUUUUUAUGGCCACAAUUAAUCCUUGAUAAACGACAGAACACACACACACACACACACCCCUACCUUUACGUCUUUUUGCUUUCAUGUCUGUCUAUCUCUCUCUCACACACGUACUAGUGCAAUCCAGUGUUUUGGCUUGGUGUCGUCUCCGGUGUCUGAAAUAUAGAGCUGUUUUUAGGGCUGUGGCUGAGUAUCGGAGCUUAGACUAAACACAGGCACAUGCUCGCUCUUACACAUCCACUUUUUCUCACACACACACACACACACACACUUAUACAGCAAGGAUUUAUGAGGUGCACUCUUACGCUGAUCCUCCAGUCACCUUCGUAUUCACUAAGAAAACGAGAUCAGAAACGUGAACGUAUAGGAGGGGAGAAAGGAUAUUGAGAGGAUAUUGUGGGAGGUUGUAGAGCAGUGUUUUGGACUUUGGAAUCAGAAGGUCACAAGUUCAAAUCCCAGCACCACCAAGCUGCUACUGCUGGACCCUUGACGAAGGCCCUGCUUUAGUUUUAAGACGCUUUGGAUGAGGCCGUCCACCAAAUGCUGUAAAUGUAAAAGAUAUUCUGUUGUGUGUGUGUGUAAUAUGUGUGUGUGUGUGGUUGGUGUGGGGGGUGGGCUUGUCGUGACUCUCCGUGUAGCUUCUAUUACAUUAUACAUAUAUACUCCAGAGGUCAUUCGUUCUUUUCGCUUUUUCUUCAUAAGUCACACUUCGCACUUUACGUCACGGUGCCUUGCGUAUAUUCCAAUAAGCAGCAGGUCAAAUGUUUUAUAUAAUAAUCACGAGCGAGGUAUUCGCUAUGUUUUCGGGGGUUUCUUUUUUUCCCCUCUCUCCCCCCACUUCGACGCCAAGGGCGUACGAUAAGAGAGGCGAAGACUCGGAAUGUUCUCCAGCGGCGCGUAUUCGAAGCAACGCCGUACUCCGUCUCCUCGUUCCGCGGUGGAAUUUUUCCAUCAUCUAUCAGCCUCGAGUGCAACCGUCAGGUCUCUCCUUACUGCGUCCGGGAGAGACCACGGUAUCGCGGGGGGUGGGGACGAUUAGAAACGAACGUGCGGGGAAACAAAAAUCAACGCUGUCAAACGUUUUUUUUUUUUUUUUCCCUACCAAAUACGUGACGAUGAAGGUCAACGCUCGUCUUUUUUUGAGCGUCGGAUUUAUUUAGUCCAUUUACUCGAGCGUGAAAACACUGCCGGAGAAAUUCUGCCCCGCACUCUUUGAACUCUCCUGCGCACACACACACACACACACACACACACACACACGUGCAUCUAUAUUUAUAUAUUAGCUGAUAAAGUGAGAUGAAUAGAGUUGAACUGUGAGAUGUCGGAGUUUGUGUGUUUUUUCCUCUACGCUCUCGUCUACGAGGAGGGGAAGACGUCCGUCUGAACAAAAUGCCGUACAUCUUACACAACAAAUCCCAGAUGAUAAAAAAAAGUGUCUCAAAUUCUUUCUAAGUGUCAAAUAAAUGCUGUUGCACACAUUCUGAAAAGCGUUACCGUGUGGUUGAUGUACCGUCGCUAUGUACUUAAUCUGGGUUUUUUUUUGUUUUUUUUUCUGCCUGUUCAAACAUGUCAAAUUGAGUGUUUAUUUUUUUUUUAUCACUAUUGUGUAAGUGUGUUGUGUUUUUGGGAAAGUCCUCCCUCCACGACUGUGCUCUAUGUCGCUUCUCGACCCUUAAUAACGGUUUUAAAACUGUGACUCCGGAUCGCAGGUCUGCGUUUACGAAGCUUUUCUAUUUCCCUGUUUAACGCUCGGGGGUAAGAAACGACUGAUCGACUGUUCCCACCCUUUGAGUCGCUCUCGAUUAAAUACAUUCUAUGGACAAAAAAUAUGUGGACACCUCAGCAUUUUUUUCCUUUUUUUUUUUUACAUCUACAUUCCACAUUAAGUCUGCAUUUGCUCUUAUUAUAAGCUCAUUCAUAGACAAGGGCAGGGGUCUCCAGUCUUUUCCAGAAAGCGCUAGUGUGGGUGCAGGUCUUUAUUCCAACCAAGCAAGUCCACACCAAAUCCUACCUGUUCAAAUCAGGUGUGACCAUUGAUUGGUUGGAAUGAAAACCUGCACCCACACCGGCCCUUUCUGGAAAAGAUUGGAGACCCCUGGAUAAGGGUGUUAGAAAAAGAUCAUGUGAAGUACUGGUUUAGGUGAGGUGAGGAGACCAGGGGGUGCAGUUGGCGUUCUCAUCAUGUUUAAUAGGGUUUGAGCUCUGUAGCAGGCCACUCGAGAUCUUCAACACACUUCCUAUCAAUGGAGCUGGAUUUGCGCACAGAGAAGUAGGGUCAUGCUGAAACAGGUUUGGGUCUCCUAGUUCACGAGAAGUGAAAAUUUCACCCAGACAUACGGCCGUGUGCCUCCAAACUCACGGUAGCAGUUUAAUGAAGAAUCGCAUAUGGCUGGAAAAAACCUCAUGUCCCAAUACUUCUGACUAUACGAGAUUAUGUUUGAGAACAGGACAGUGCUGCGUUACAUCACAGAUACUUUCCUGUUCUUCUACUCAUUUCAGGAAGGACGCAAAGCCUGAAAAGGGAUCGUCUUGUAUUACGGUUUUAUGUCACAUACAUCAUGAGCACUUUGUGAAGAUCCGGACUCAGAGCGGGAGAACGAUAUUUAUAAAAACGUUAAAGUUAACAAUCAUGAGAGUAGUUCGAUGUUUUGUUUCGCUUCAAAAUCCAAAAAAGACAAACACACACACACACACAUUAAACAGAUCACAUGUCUGGAACUCGACGCAGGAUGAACGCCGUCUUCCCUGUCUGGUCGUUGAUAUUCUAUAAAAUGCAGGGUGUCCCAAUACUUUUGACCGCCCCUAUAUUUUCCUGCACACGUUUACAGGACACGUGCAUGUUUUUUUAAUUUUGUUUUUUUCUCCACACGUUUAGUUGACGCGCCUGCGAUCACUUUGCGCUCGAAACCCCGAAGGAGUCGCGAAGUCCGAAAAACCAAAGACGUGUGCAGCCCUGGUGUUGGAUUCUGUCUCACGUGUCGAACACCAGAUCAGACCACACAUUGUGAAGUGCACUGUUCAGGGCUCUGUAGAAUCCAAAUCUUUUGUGUAUAGUUUUCAUGGUUUUGUUUUUUUCCUCCAGCACACAGACGCAGUCCUGGAGGGUAUCGACCCCCACCCCUGCAACCCCCGCACCCCCCCCCCUUCAAAACUCUUUCCAAUUUAAUUUAAUACAUUUAAUAAAGGAAAAGAUGUUUUCAAAACAAUCACCUACAUGACCUGGGUUUCAUUGGGUUGUUUUCCUGCUUUCUUUCUUUUCUUUCUUCCUAGUGGAAGCUCUGGAGAUGUGUGUACUGAAAAGAGAACGAAUUAGGCAUAAUGUAUUCAUCUUUUGUAAAUAUAAACACUUCAUUAUCUGC